CAACCGGGGAGCACAGAACUUCCCACCAAUUUACACUAAAGACUCUUACGCUAUAAAUACAACUCUCACUCUUUAUAAGAAGAUUUAGUGAUAGGUGCGAGUUUGUAUAAAUAUAAACAAGAUGAAGACUUGUUACAUAUUUCUGUUUACUCUGGUCGCUGUUCCAUCCUUUGGGCAAUUAAGAUCAAAUCGACCCGGAAGAUUUUUAACUUUGCCAGUACCGGAAAAAUGCUCCAGCCGACCAAAAGAAUUUGCAUUCCGUGGACACAACUACUUUUACAGUGGACAUGUCCCAGGUUUAUCCAAUAGAAGGGUCGAUUGGUUGGACGGUAGAAACAUUUGUCGCGAGUAUUGCAUGGAUCUGGUCUCUAUAGAAUCACAAGAAGAAAACAACAUGAUCUUCAGAUUAAUCCAAUCAAAUGAUGUACCAUACAUAUGGACUUCGGGAAGGCUUUGCGAUUUCAAAGGAUGUGAAAAUCGCGCCGAUUUAGAGCCCAAAAGUCUCUACGGCUGGUUUUGGUCAGCAAAUCGAGCCAAAAUUUCACCGACCAAUCAAGUACCAAGCGGAUGGGGUUACAAUCCCUGGUCACAAACGGGUCACAAGAAACAACGUCAGCCAGAUAACGCAGAAUUCGAUAUUAACGGCACAACUGAAUCGUGUCUGUCGGUAUUAAACAACGUAUAUAACGACGGUAUUGCGUGGCACGACGUCGCCUGUUACCACGAAAAGCCGUUUGUAUGCGAAGAUUCUGAAGAAUUACUAAACUAUGUUGCGUCGACGAAUCCUGGGAUACGCCUUUAGUGUUUUCGGGUUUCAUUUCCUUUUUCAUUUCAUUUUUGUUUCCUUCGAUAUGUACCUUCUUACCUAUUACGUAUUUUAUUACAUAUUUAUUACAUACUUUCUUGAUAUUUGUAUUACACGUAGCUAAAUAAAUAAUUCGCAUAA
Messenger RNA from Photinus pyralis (common eastern firefly), 946 nucleotides. RefSeq lists its product as uncharacterized. Bases 122 to 802 code for a protein of 226 amino acids. The transcript is spliced from 4 exons. The record is from RefSeq and is a predicted model, not a curated record. NCBI's taxonomy places the organism in Eukaryota, Metazoa, Arthropoda, Insecta, Coleoptera, Lampyridae.